AUGGGCUUUGUUUUUUACUCUGCACUUUUCAUCAUUAUUCUUUCUCUCUCUCUCUCUCUCUCUCUCUCUCUCUCUCUCUCUCUUAUCACUACCUUUUCAUUACUCUCUCACAAUCCUUUUUCCUUUUUUUCUCUUAAUUUUUCUUUUACACUUUUUCUUUGGUUUCUCCAGAUUUGUUUAUCAAAGCCUUCUCUCUCACACACACACUCUCUCUCCCAUCUUUUUUCUCUCUCUCCCCUCUUUUUGCUCUCUCUCUUCUUCUUUUCCCUCUUUUCUCUUUCUCUUUCUUUCUCUUUCUCUCUUUCUCACACUCUUUGUCUCUCUUCCUUUUCUUCUUUCUGUCUCUCUCUUUUUCUUUUUCUCUCUCUCUCUUCCCUCUUUUUUCUUUCUGUCUCUUCCCUCUUUUCUCUCUAUCUUUUCUCUCUCUUUUCUCUCUCUUCCCUUUUUUUUUCUCUCCCUUCCCUCUUUUCUCUCUCUUUCGCUCUUCCCUCUAUUCUCUCUCUGUUCCCUCUUUUCUCUUUCUCUCCCUUCUCUCCCCUUUUUCGCGCUUUUCUCUCGCUUCCCUUUUCUCUCUUCUUUUCUCUCUCUCUCCCACUUUCUCUUUUUUCCCUGUCUUUAGCCCCUUCCGUUUCUUAUCGCAUCUACCACGAAGCAAUUACUGCAAGGCAACUUAAUAUUUGUAGCCUCCUGUCUCAUUACCUACCAAUUUAG
Messenger RNA from Acanthosepion pharaonis, 711 nucleotides. Lineage: Eukaryota; Metazoa; Mollusca; Cephalopoda; Sepiida; Sepiidae. The record is from the annotation of a GenBank genome assembly.